Pipistrellus nathusii (Nathusius's pipistrelle) is the source of this 678-nucleotide messenger RNA. The record is from the annotation of a GenBank genome assembly. NCBI's taxonomy places the organism in Eukaryota, Metazoa, Chordata, Mammalia, Chiroptera, Vespertilionidae.
AUGACUAAACUUGUGCUAGUUAAUGCCAUCUAUUUCAAAGGAAACUGGCAGGAGAAAUUCAAUGAAAUGGACACAACAGAUAGACCUUUCAGAUUGAAUAAGAAAGACACAAAAACAGUGAAAAUGAUGUAUCAGAAGAGCAAAUUCCCAUUUGGCUACAUUGAGGACCUUAAGUGCCGGGUGCUGGAGCUGCCUUACCAGGACAGGGAGCUCAGCAUGGUCAUCCUGCUGCCAGAUGACAUCGAGGACGAGGCCACGGGUCUGAAGAAGAUUGAAGAACAGUUGACCUUGGAAAAACUGCAUGAGUGGACCAAACCUGAGAAUCUGAGUUCCAUCGAAGUCAACGUCCACCUGCCCAAGUUCAAGCUGGAAGAGAACUACAACCUCAACUCUCACCUGGCCAGCCUGGGUAUAGAGGAUCUCUUUACAAGUAGGGCUGAUCUGUCUGGCAUGUCAACAGCUGGAGAUCUUUUUGUAUCAAAAAUUGUCCACAAGUCUUUUUUGGAAGUAAAUGAGGAGGGCUCAGAGGCAGCAGCUGCCACAGCCAUAGUUGUUACCAACUGCGUGCCUCAGCCAAAGCCAAAGCAAAAUUUUGUGGCCGACCAUCCAUUUAUUUUUUUCAUUCGACACAAUCCCUCAACUAACAUCCUGUUCUUAGGCAGACUUUCUUCCCCAUAG